Molecule: messenger RNA, 1466 nt
Organism: Tribolium castaneum (red flour beetle)
Lineage: Eukaryota; Metazoa; Arthropoda; Insecta; Coleoptera; Tenebrionidae
Gene: CSN4
Product: COP9 signalosome subunit 4
Exons: 5
Coding region: 141-1373 (410 amino acids)
Cellular component (GO): cytosol; COP9 signalosome
Source: RefSeq, a predicted model, not a curated record
UGUUUUUUAGACAAAAUUACCACAACCGGCAAUAGCGUUGUGUUGGCAAUUGCUGUUUUGUCAGUCAUUUGUCAAAAACUACUUUUAGUUAAAUUAAAAUAAUUUAUUAUUAUUUGUGGCCAAAAUAGUAGCGGAGCACCAUGUCGGAGAAAAGCGCGGCUAUCCGCACCCAACUCUCCAACAUAAUCGCGUCCGGGGGCUCCCACAAAGACCAGGCCGAAAAAUAUCGCGGUAUUCUUGAGAACAUCCUCGCCGGUUCGGGCCCCGAGCUGACCGAAGGCUUGCAGAUAUUCAUCGAAGCAAUUGUCAAUGAGAACGUUAGUUUGGUCAUCUCGCGCCAAAUCCUGACCGAAAUAAGCUCGCAUUUGAUGAAACUACCCGACGAUGUUUCCAAAACUGUCUCACACUUUAUGCUUGAGAAGGUGCAACCCCGGGUUAUUUCGUUUGAGGAGCAGGUGGCAAGUAUUCGCCAACAUUUGGCCGAUAUCUACGAACGUAACCACAUGUGGCGCGAGGCUGCAGCUGUCCUGGUGGGAAUCCCGCUCGAAACCGGCCAGAAACAAUACACCGUGGAUUACAAACUUGAAACGUAUUUGAAAAUCGCGAGGUUGUAUCUUGAGGAUGACGAUCCGGUCCAGGCUGAGGCUUUCAUCAACCGGGCGUCGCUGCUUCAGGCCGAGUCACGGAAUGAGCAGCUUCAAAUUUAUUACAAAGUUUGUUAUGCUCGAGUUUUGGAUUAUCGGCGGAAGUUUAUUGAGGCGGCUCAGAGAUACAAUGAAUUGUCCUAUAGGACGAUUGUUCAUGAAGAUGAACGCAUGACAGCCCUUCGGAAUGCUUUAGUUUGCACUGUUUUGGCUUCAGCGGGGCAACAAAGAUCGCGCAUGUUGGCCACACUGUUCAAGGACGAGAGGUGCCAACAGUUGCCAGCAGUGGCGAUUUUGGAAAAAAUGUACCUCGAAAGAAUCAUCAGGAGGUCCGAAUUGAGGGAUUUUGAGGCCUUGUUGCAGCCCCACCAAAAGGCGAGCACCAUUGAUGGGUCAACAAUUCUGGACCGCGCCGUUAUCGAACACAAUCUCCUGUCUGCUAGUAAACUUUAUAAUAAUAUUAGUUUCGAAGAGUUGGGAGCUUUGCUCGAAAUACACCCUUCCAAGGCUGAAAAAAUCGCAAGUCAGAUGAUAACCGAAGGGCGAAUGAACGGUUACAUUGACCAAAUCGAUUCAAUCGUCCACUUUGAAACUCGUGAAACUUUGCCCCAGUGGGACAAACAAAUCCAGUCUCUCUGCUACCAGGUGAAUUCAAUCAUUGAAUCAAUCGCAAAAAGCGAGCCCGAAUGGAUCAGUAAGGUGAUGGAGGAGCAGAUGGAUCUUAAGUGAAACGUGUCUUUUGUAAAUUACAUUUUAUUUGUUUUACAAUACUUGUCAUAAUCAUAAAACAAUUGAAUUAAAAGCUUGCACAAGUAAAAAACA